UCCUUGGUAACUUCUCAUCAGUGUCUUAAUUUUCUAUUAGGUCCUUUACAAGUUGGGGAACCAAAAGUAGUUGAACUAAAAGCCUUAACAAUUUGGAACAGUGAGCACACAACGAACGAAAAACCAUCGUUUCUUUUGCAGCUCAAUGAUAUCGAUGAAGACAAGUUUCCUGAUACGCCAGCUUCUACACCCACUUCUGCAGACAGUCUCCAUCAUUUGCACAAGAAAUUUCCAUUGCUUGAGAAAAAGGAUUCGGCAACUGAAGAGUCUUUGGAUGGAAGUGUGACUAGUGAGCUAGAAUGUGGUGAUGGAGUUGUUACAAUUGAACUCUUGAAAUCAGCACUAAGAUCUGAACGUAAGACUUUACGUGCAUUAUAUGCUGAGCUGGAAGAAGAGCGAAGUGCUUCUGCUGUGGCUGCCAAUCAAACAAUGGCAAUGAUAAACAGACUCCAAGAAGAGAAAGCAGCAAUGCAAAUGGAAGCUUUACAGUAUCAGAGAAUGAUGGAAGAGCAGUCUGAGUAUGAUCAAGAAGCUCUACAACUCUUGAAUGAACUUAUGGUAAAAAGGGAGAAGGAAAAACAGGAGCUGGAGAAAGAGUUGGAAAUAUAUCAAAAGAAGGUUUUGGAGUAUGAAACGAAGGAAAAGAUGAGGAUCUUGAGAAAAAGUAGGGAUGGGAGUACUAGAAGUGGAUUCUCUUCUGCUUCUUUUAGCAAUGGUGAGGAUAGUGAUGGAUUAUCAAUUGAUCUAAAUCAAGAAGCAAAAGGAGAAGAAAGAUUUUAUAGCAAUCUCGAAUCGAGCAACCAGAACACUCCAGUCGAUGCGGCAUUAAAUUUGUACAAGUCAUUAGCUGACUUUGAAGAAGAGAGGUUAUCCAUUCUAGAGCAGCUCAAGGCCUUAGAAGAAAAGCUUUUGACAUUGGAUAUCCAAGAGGAACAAAAUUUCGUGAAUUUUAGACCGAUGGGUGACUUCCAUGAAGAGAAUGGCAAUCAUGUGGAUGAAAAUGCUGAUGCGAAUGGCAAUCAUAUAGAUGAAGAUACUUAUUUUGGGGGUAAAGCAAAUGGGCAUGCAAACGAUUUAACAAAGGAAAUGAAUGGGAAACAUCAUCAACCAAGAAGAAUUGCAGGUUCAAAUGGAAAACGGCUUCUUCCUCUCUUUGAUGCAAUUAGCGAUGAAAAUGGAUAUGUAUUCCAUAAUGGAAAUGGAUUUGGAUUUGAGUCUAAUGGGGUGCACAAUUCUUAUGAAUCAAAGCUUGAACUGGAUAAUAAAAAGCUUGUCAUUGAAGAGGAGGUGGAUCAUCUCUAUGAAAGGUUGCAAGCUCUUGAGGCAGAUGGAGAAUUCCUAAAGCAUUGCAUUGGCUCCCUAAGAAAAGGCGACAAGGGAAUGGAUCUCCUUCAAGAAAUUUUACAUCAUCUCCGUGAUCUGCGCAAUGUUGAGCUCCGAGUGAGAAAUUUGAAUGACACUACUAUAGUCUGAAACUCUUGUAACUGCAUAUUCAAGUUCAAUUUCUUUGGGCAUAUGAAGGAAGCAUGCCAAAAUGAUCAUGAUGGUAUGAUAUAGCAAAAGAAUUUCUGUGUAUUCGAAGAGAAAUUUGAGGGUAAUCCCUCAAUGGAGUGUCCAAGUGGAAGGCUCCUGGAUGAUGGUUUUUGGGGCAACUUUGGCAGACAACGAAAUUGGUGCUGCCUAACUUUUGUUCUUUGUUUCUUGGUUAUUUUCUCCACAUAAACUCAAACUUGUGUAGGUCUAUGUCCAUCUCAAUCUUUUAAGGAAAUGGGGGAUGGUGAAUGUAUGUGUGUGUAGUCUAGUGAAAAGAGAACCACUAGUUUAUUAGACAUUAUGGAGUAGCACAGCUUCACUUUUUGAAUUUUUUUGGUGGCAUG
Molecule: messenger RNA, 1877 nt
Organism: Olea europaea var. sylvestris
Lineage: Eukaryota; Viridiplantae; Streptophyta; Magnoliopsida; Lamiales; Oleaceae
Product: myosin-binding protein 2-like
Exons: 2
Molecular function (GO): myosin binding
Source: RefSeq, a predicted model, not a curated record